Molecule: messenger RNA, 2555 nt
Organism: Cynoglossus semilaevis (tongue sole)
Lineage: Eukaryota; Metazoa; Chordata; Actinopteri; Pleuronectiformes; Cynoglossidae
Gene: ptges3b
Product: prostaglandin E synthase 3b (cytosolic)
Exons: 8
Biological process (GO): chaperone-mediated protein complex assembly; telomere maintenance via telomerase; protein folding
Cellular component (GO): cytosol; nucleus
Molecular function (GO): protein-folding chaperone binding; prostaglandin-E synthase activity; Hsp90 protein binding
Source: RefSeq, a predicted model, not a curated record
AUGGGAAAGUUAACGUGGUGACUGUAAUGGGAGCGAAAGUGCAAGGGAAUAUCUCGCUCUGUAAACUAGCUAACGUUAGCCGCUUGAGAACAUGCUUUGGCAAAGGCGGGAGGUGGCCUGUCCUCAGCCCACUGUGAGCUAACGGUAACUCAGCACUUAUUUCAUAGGGAUAAAGACUACGGCACCGCACUCCCUGUGCCCGAAUUGCUUUCUAACGUUCUAGAAGCAUCUAAACCCUUCUUUGAGUCAGGUGCACCGCAUGGCUGAAGUACGGUAGCGGCUAAAGUCGACGUCGUUAGCUCAACUAGCGGAGUGUUCAUUGAUCAGAAAACCGCCUCCAGCUCUGUCAGGUGCCACGAUAUCGGCAUGUAAAGACAAUUUAGUGUGGUUAAAAUAAAAAGUUUCAUGAUCGCAGCGUUUAAAAAUAAAAAAUUAAUCCAAUCCAUGGCUUGCAUUGGCCACUAAGAGGAUUUGGAAUACGAGGCCAUUACAAUGACGCUGUUAAGAUUUUGUGCUAAUGCAAAUACGGUUGAAUUGGUUACAUAAAAAUAAUGCCAACAUAAUACACAGAUAUUGACCAUAAACAAUUUUAGUGCAUUAUGUUCAGUAUGAUAAUUUGGGCGUUCCUGAAAAAAAAAUCCUACUGACGGUUAGUAAUUCAACGACAGUAGAAGCAAACGUGAUUAAACCUCAGCCUUAUUUACCAACAUUUGUACUUUGAUGAUUGGAUCCGUUUGUUCCAUUUACAACUUUGAUUGUCCUGUUCCUGUUUAUGUCUGUGCCUUUUAAGUGAUAUGGCAACAAAAACAAUAGGAAGCAUCACUAACUUAGAGAUUCAAAGACUGGAGAGCAGAUGGAAAAAUACUAGGUAUUAAUGUAGUUGUGGGAGAUAAAAAAAAAUACACAGUAGGACAGUUAUCCAGGAAAGAUCAUACAACAUUGAUCCCAGCUGCUGCCAGAAAGAACAAACCAAGACAACACAGAGGCUGUGUAACAAUAAGACAGAAGAGACACAAACGGCAGUCGUACGCCACUGACUAUGCCAACUGUAAUAAUACACCGGGAAGAAUACGCUGCAGAGCAUCCAGCAUCUGCCAAGUGGUACGACAGAAGGGACUCAGUUUAUAUCGAGUUCUUAGUAAAAGACAGCAAAGAUGUUAAAGUCAGUUUCGAUAAAACAAAGUGUAGUUUCAGUUGUAUUGGAGGAAAUGACAACCUCAAAUAUGAGAAUGAAAUAGACCUUUUUGAGGCUAUUGAUGAAAAUGUAAGUUUGUUUCAUUUUGCUUCAUAGUAUUUAUGUAAUCGUGGAAAAAAAGCACAACCAGGGCCACCAUGGUUGAGACUAACAAAAGACAAGGCUAAGCUGAGCUGGCUGAGCGUUGACUUUAACAACUGGAAAGACUACGAGGAUGACUCAGAUGAGGAGAUGGGGAACUCCAGUCAAUUCUCAGAUCUGAUGAACAACAUGGGAGGAGACGAAGACCUAGAUCUAGACGGUCCAGAUGACGAUGACUCUGCAGAUAGUGAUGAUGAAAAAAUGCCAGAUUUGGAAUAGUCAACCUAAAGACUGUGGAAGAAACGGAAGAAGAGAUGUGGAAUCUUAAACAAAUGUUUAUCUUAAAAUUGAAGGCAGUUACAAACAACUGUACAUAUGAUUCAGUAGUCAUAUUUAAAUCCAAACUCCUGACCGAUCUGUCCAGUGAAGGUUGAUAUGCAUGGUUUUGUACAGAGCAGCUAUCUCCACUUCCAUUUGCUGUACUGCACCUUCUUAGUAUCUUCAUUUACUGUUAAAUAUUACAACUACACACAUCAUUUGUUGGAGAAUCUUUGCAGUUGUCUUCACUUGAGCAAUAUGCGGAAGAAGAAAAAAAAAUUUGUUUUUGAAUUAAUUGUGUUUUGGAAUAAUUCGGCCCUCGUUUUCUGAUGUUUACUUUCAAACAAAAUUUGAUUUAGUCUUCUCUCAUGGUUUUAAGAAAACACUAGAUGUGACCAUGUACAUCGAAAAAGGUUUGUGCAUUUUGAUUGGAUUACUCCAAAUCCUAUCAGGUGAUGUGAUUUUUUUUUCCCUCCCUCCAGGAUGCCAGUCUGUGUCUGUAGCUUAACCUUCCAGCUUUCAUGUUUUCCCUAACUUCUUGUUUAAUGUUUGUAAUAUUUGCAGGAAUAUUUGCAUCUUCCCAGUGAACAUCACACAGUGAUAAUUGGAGUUCUGUAUCUCAAUACGCUCUCUCGUCAUAUGCAGUUAACACACACACACAGACUGGCGUUAGACUGCAGAGGCAGAGCGGAUUUGUUUGACGACUAACAAAAGACGCGUGAGGUUUGUUUGGGCCUCAGCCUUCUUUGGUCCGUGGCUAUUUUCCAGGUUUGUUGCGUGUGUUCCACUAGAAUAGGUCUUGUGCUGUCGAUAAGGAAGUGUUGAAAAGAUGCAGCAAUGUUUAAUGACCAAAUUAUAUUUGCUCUGUCAAUAAAACUGUGAGGGGAGACAACUUAUGUUAAAUAACUGUGGAAAUUCUUUUUUAUUGUCUACAUCUUUCUAAUAAACUGUUUAAGAAUCA